AUGGCAGAAGUUAUGGGAGUUGAAGAAGGUUGGGAAUGCAGAGAGCACUGUAAUAACAGGAUACUUCUGCUGGCAUCCUCUGUGCUUGCUUGUGAUGAAUGGAAGAUUUUACCAAAACCUAAUCUGCAUAGAGAUGUCAACAGAUUUGGUCACACUGCUGUUGUCAGUAAUGGGUCCAUGUACGUAUUUGGAGGGUUUUCAAGUGUUCUUUUGAAUGACAUCCUUGUGUACAAACCUCCGAACUGCGAAGCAUUUAGAGAUGAAGAGCUGUGUAAAAAUGCUCGUCCAGGGAUAAGAUGUCUGUGGAACAAGAAACAUUGUGAGUCCUGGGAAGCUGCCCAUGCUAAUAACAUCCUUAAAGCAAAGUGUCCUAAAAAGGCAGCUGCUGCAGAUGACAGAUGUUAUAGAUAUGCAGACUGUGCAAGCUGUACUGCUAAUACAAAUGGAUGCCAAUGGUGUGAUGACAAAAAGUGCAUUUCAGCAAGCAGUAACUGCAGCAUG
Messenger RNA from Tinamus guttatus (white-throated tinamou), 501 nucleotides. The record is from RefSeq and is a predicted model, not a curated record. Lineage: Eukaryota; Metazoa; Chordata; Aves; Tinamiformes; Tinamidae.